This is a messenger RNA of Helianthus annuus (common sunflower), 780 nucleotides long. RefSeq lists its product as uncharacterized. Gene Ontology annotation, biological process: cell migration; actin filament bundle assembly; establishment or maintenance of cell polarity. Gene Ontology annotation, cellular component: actin cytoskeleton; cytoplasm. The record is from RefSeq and is a predicted model, not a curated record. Gene Ontology annotation, molecular function: actin filament binding. Bases 148 to 555 code for a protein of 135 amino acids. Lineage: Eukaryota; Viridiplantae; Streptophyta; Magnoliopsida; Asterales; Asteraceae. The transcript has 4 exons.
GGAGCUGCACUUCAGUUUAAAUAAAAAACGAUAGGGAAAUUCCUUGCCGCAGAGCUUGGCGGAGGUACAAUCAUCGUUGCAAAUCGUUCAUCGGCUUCUAACCGGGAAACUUUUAGGUUGUGAACGAUCAAUGAGACCAGUUUUCACAUGCGGGUGUUUUACAAGCAAUUUAUAGGACUUGACUCAACCGGAAUCAAGUUGGUCGCUAUUGCAACAGAUUAUAAAACAUCAGAUGUUUUCGAGAUUAUUAGAAAAUCUGAUGAUCCAAGCCUUGUUCGGAUUAAAGCACCAAAUGGGUCCUUCUUGCAGGCGAAAACUCAAGAUCUUGUGACCGCUGAUUCUAAAGGUGAUGGGCAAUGGCAAGACGAUGAUCCUUCAGUUUUCGAGAUGACGAUAGCGCAAAGAUUGCAAGGAGAGUACCAAGUGACUCAUGGUUAUGGUCCUUCAAAAGCGCCACAAAUCAUGAAUUUGUGUGUUGCAGGCUGGAGAAAACCUUUAAAGUUUCAGAAAAGGCUACAGGUUGUGUUUCAAUUGUGUCUGAAAUUGAAGAAUUGAGCUUUGUCAAAGAACUCCAUUAUAGGUCAAAGUCUUGAGAGAUGGUUAUGUUGUUGCAAGUGCUGCUACGAGUGAUGCAUGUUGAGACAAAAGUGCUGUUAGGAGUGAUGCAAGUUAUGUUGAAGUUGCUCAUACAAGUUAUGUUGAAGUUGCUGACUCAUUUGUAGAUAGCUUUUGAUUAGAAGUUUAUGUAUAUAGUAACUAAAUUGAAAACUUUUGUAUAGA